Molecule: messenger RNA, 798 nt
Organism: Acanthamoeba castellanii str. Neff
Lineage: Eukaryota; Discosea; Longamoebia; Acanthamoebidae
Product: DNA ligaselike, putative
Exons: 6
Coding region: 1-798 (265 amino acids)
Source: RefSeq, a predicted model, not a curated record
AUGGCAGACCAAGAACAACAUCAGCAACAACAACCGCAAGAAAAGAACGGCAGAGGAGGUGUCUCGGAACGGGCCAGGCGCAUCCAGAGGCAGCUGCAGUGGCGACGAGCGCGUGGAGCCGACCGGGCAUUCGCUCUCGACGUCGGUGGGCAUCAACUCGAGGCUAUCCAGAUUACUGGCGGCGAGACUUCCGGCCUCGGCACCGGCGCCAUCGUCUGGGACUGCGCCGUCGUCCUCUCCAAGUACCUGGAGAAGAACCUGAAGUCCUUCCAGCCGCCACCGGCGUCGAUCGUGGAGUUGGGCAGCGGCAACGGCCUCCUCGGCAUGGUCUGCGCUCUCUUUUUCGACCAAGCCAAGGUGGUGGUGACAGAGCAGGCGCCUCUUCUUCCGCUCAUCCACCAGAACCUGGAGCACAAUGGAACCAACAACCCGCGGGUGGCUGACGUGGAGGUGGUCGAGCUGAACUGGGGCGACCGAAACGAGCAGCUCGAGGCGGACACCAUUUCAUGGAUUGUGGUGAGCGAUUGCGUGUUCAACAACGCGCCCUACGACCUCCUCGUCGACAGCCUGGUCCUUCUCGCCAAGCCCGAGACCAAGAUCCUCAUCUCCAUCGAACACAGGAACCACAAGCACGAGGAUCUGUUCUGGCAGGCGAUGAAGGAGAAGAACUUUGGGGUGGAGACGGUGUCGCGGGAGGACCUAGACGAGGACUUCUCGGCCGACGACAUCGACGUCUACUUCCUCUCGCCCCCGCCUCUCGUGCCCCUCGCCGCUGUACCGAUCACCACCCUCGCCUAG